Messenger RNA from Trematomus bernacchii (emerald rockcod), 2146 nucleotides. RefSeq lists its product as uncharacterized. The coding region runs from base 262 to 924 and encodes 220 amino acids. Lineage: Eukaryota; Metazoa; Chordata; Actinopteri; Perciformes; Nototheniidae. The record is from RefSeq and is a predicted model, not a curated record. The transcript has a single exon.
GAUUCCCAUCAGUGCUCCAACAGACACUGAUGCUGCUCCUCCACUCAUAUCGACCAUAUAACAGCAGACAGGUCUUCCUCAGUGGAGGGGGGGGCACCUGCUGUCCCGCGUUGCACUGGCUGUGAUGAGAGUAGCAUACAUUAAAAGUGUACAGCUGGAAGGAAAGGCAGACCUGUAACACCUGAUCGGACUUAUAAUAUUAGCACGCACGGGAGACGCAACACGUCCAUUAGGCUUCUUUCCAUCCCGGGAGACCCCAAAAUGAUCUCGUCUUGUUUGCCAGGCGGCGGCAGGAUAACGUGCAGGACCACUGGCACCCUUUUGUCGGCGUGUCUGGUCUCCGCUUGUCAUGCUCUCCGCACCUGCGGGGAGGUCCAGUGCGGCGAUGGCCACCAGUGCUGUCCGCCCAUCGCCAACGGGAACGGCAGUGCCAACUCCGCGGUGCGCUGCUGCAAGCUCCCUAUCCACAUAUUCUUCGACAACGUAGGUUGGUUCACGCGGAAGCUGUCCGGCAUCCUCAUCCUGUUGCUGCUAUUCGCCAUGGGCUACUUCAUUCAGAGGAUCAUCUGCCCGCGGCCCCGCCGGCCUCCGCACAAUGACCGCAGCGAGGAGCCCUCCCUCUUUCACGGGCACGCAUCGGCGUCCCAGGACUCCCUGCUGGACCGGUACCCCGAGUACAGCCUCGGGGACUUUGCCUCUCCGAAUCUGCCAGCAUACGACGAGGUCAAAUAUUUGCCCACGUAUGAGGAAAGCAUGCAGGAGAUGCACAGAGACCGGUCCGACGAUAACUUGCUGUCUGAAAACGAGAGUAUCGGGCAGGGCAGAGAGAGAGCGGCGGGACCGAGAGCCGCGGAGCAGAGGCGGGAAGUCCUCGAGGAGGCUGCACCGCAACACAGCCCGAGGACAUCCCGGAACUCUGUCUGAGCCCGGGCAAAGCUCUACAGACAAUAUAGCUCUCUUAUUUUAAUAUUAUCAGGGUAAUUAUCUUGCAGAGAUAUAAACUCAAGUGCAAUUAUAAUCCUGAAUGUUAAGAAUAAAGAAGAAGGCUGAGAAAAUGUACGUGUUUUGUAAGAUUAUGGCGGAUUUAUCGCCUUUUGUAUGCAAAUGACCGCCUGGGUUAAGUAAAGGGGAUUAUGAAGAAAGCGAAGGCGGCUGAAAUUGAAGGUCUCUGUGGCAGGGACAGCUAAUUUGGCUCCGGUACAAUCGCAUUAAGAUUGACUUCAACACCUUCAUUUUAAGCAGCACUGUGAGACGGUUUUAUUCUUAUGUCAAAUUCUCGGCCUUUCUUACUCUUAAUGUUAAAUGUUCUGCUGAACCCGAAAGACCUGGUUUUCUUUUAUAUAUUCUUUAUUGAAUGUGCAACCAAAAGGAAUAAUAUUUAGAUUUGUAUUUCCCACCAUACCCUGGAAUGUGUGCUGAAGUAGGGAGUGAGGGGAUGAAUAUCAAUUUUAAUACUUUCUGCAGUUUUCCUUAUCAGCAAGCUUUAGAGCCAUUUAAUUUAAAAUAUUUCAUCAGCAUGAAAGCAAUAUUUUCCUCAAACUGCCUCACACACAUGCACAUUCACACAGUUCAGAGGGAAAUGAUAGAUGAGUAUUUUAUCAGUGACCUGAGCCAUGUCGCCUACAGCAAGAUCAUGAUCUAGUCACAGCAGAAAAGUGCAAUUUUUUUUAAAUGCUCUGAUGCUGUGAACCAUGUGUCCGCUGCUACAUAUUAGUAUCACCUAGGUUCUAAAUGAGUAAAGCUAUGGCAAAUAUUACAGCCGGCAUGUGAUAUGGUGUAAGCUUCCAAAGUUGUGUUUUAAUGUUAGCAAGUCAAACAAGGUCACAACUGCUGCCCCAAGCAGAACUAACACCCUACAGCUCAGACCAAACGAAGGAAAAGACAGAUGAGAUCUAUCAGAGACAGGAGGCAGUCCAUUCUUUGUUCUGGUAAAGUGGACUGAGAAUACCAUAUCAAUUUGUAUGUUAACUUAAAUGUGUUACUGUUACCUGCUGGUUUGCAUCAUGAAAUGAAAAUGAAAUGUAAUGCAUCACUGUCUAAUAAGAAAAUAUAUUUUUGGGGUUCUGGAAAAUUGAAAACCAAACUGACACCACACACACCUCAUUACAUCAAGCUAAAUGGCCUGUUUACCAAGAUUAAAGUUUGA